This is a messenger RNA of Tribolium madens (black flour beetle), 1211 nucleotides long. It is a transcript of the gene eIF2beta, whose product is annotated as eukaryotic translation initiation factor 2 subunit 2. The transcript is spliced from 4 exons. Gene Ontology annotation, molecular function: translation initiation factor binding; translation initiation factor activity; mRNA binding. Lineage: Eukaryota; Metazoa; Arthropoda; Insecta; Coleoptera; Tenebrionidae. Bases 166 to 1101 code for a protein of 311 amino acids. Gene Ontology annotation, biological process: formation of cytoplasmic translation initiation complex; formation of translation preinitiation complex; translational initiation. The record is from RefSeq and is a predicted model, not a curated record. Gene Ontology annotation, cellular component: eukaryotic translation initiation factor 2 complex.
CUUGCGCUAAAUGUCAUUUUUCACGUGUGAUUAUCCGAGUUGGCUGAUGCAAUAAUUUCCCAACGUUUUUAAGUGUUUGUUGCGGAAAAUUCGCAGUUUUUUAUAUUUGCUUCACCCAAGACAAGUCUCCUUUAUAGUGAAAAACCCCCCAGGAGUGUGAAAAUCAUGGCAGAAGACGACGCGAUUUUCGACCCGUCUCUCAAGAAGAAGAAAAAGAAGAAGAAGACGACGUUUGACAUUGAAGCGGCGUUGGCCGAGGGCGGGAAUGAGGCGCAAGACGCCGCCCCCGAGCCUGAAGCAAAGGAGGAAGAGCAGGAUGAUGCCAACGUUGAUAUAGAUUUGGAUUUCACGAAGAAGAAAAAGAAGAAGAAGAAACCGUUCACGUCGGAGGAUUUGGAUGCCGUCGCCGGGGAAGGAAAAGACGAGGGGAACGAAGGGGGGAAUCAGGAUGAUGGGGCGUUGGAUGAUAAUUUCGACUUGGAGGUUGAUUUCAGUAAAACGAAGAAGAAAAAGAAAAAGAAGAAUCUGGGGGAUCUCAUCGCCGAGGCUGACGAGAAACACGAGGAUAAGGAAAAUGUGGACGAAAAUUCGGCCGUGUGGAUGACCUCUGACCGCGACUACACCUACGACGAGCUUUUGAAACGUGCCUUCGAAAUAAUGCGCGAUAAAAACCCGGACAUGGCCGCCGGCAAGAAACAGAAAUUCGUGAUGCGGCCGCCCCAAGUGGUCCGAAUUGGUACUAAAAAAUCAUCAUUUGCCAAUUUUACAGAAAUCUGUAAAAUGCUCCAUCGCCAGCCUAAACAUUUGCUAGAUUUUCUAUUGGCUGAAUUGGGUACUAGUGGGUCAGUGGACGGUAAUAGUCAAUUGAUUAUCAAAGGAAGGUUCCAACAGAAGCAAAUCGAGAAUGUUUUGAGAAGAUAUAUAAAAGAGUACGUCACGUGUCACACGUGUCGUUCCCCUGAUACAAUCCUGCAGAAAGACACGAGAUUAUUCUUUUUACAAUGCGAAACGUGCGGUUCGAGAUGUUCAGUGGCGAGUAUCAAGUCAGGUUUCCAGGCUGUUACUUCGAAACGAGCUGCAAUAAGAGCGAAAACAGCCUAGGUUGGUAGUUAGAAUCGCAAUAUUUAUACUUAUUUUUAAUUCAAACUAGGUGUUGUGUACAAUUUGUACGUAAAUUAGCCAAUUGUUGAAUAAACAAGAUUGUAACACAA